AUGGAACCUUGUAUGGACGGUCUGGUCGAUUACGUGAGGCGACAGGUCAAAUGUCCAGAAUGUCGCGCCGAACAUCGAAUCCCAUAUCAGGGAGUACAGGGCUUUCCAACGAAUGUAACUCUUCAGCGUUUCUUAGAGCUCCACGUUCAAAUAUCUGGAGAGCUUCCAGACCCAACGGCUGGGCAGGUCAUGGAAAGGUGCAAUGUAUGUUCAGAAAAAGCAUAUUGUGCCCUAUGCGCCCACUGUGACAAAAAAGUAUGUGAAGACUGUAAAGCAGCACAUAUGGAAGUGUUACGUAGAGAAAUUUCAAGAAUUAAUAAUCAAGUACGACGUGGUCUCAAUAGACUUCAAGAUAUUCUAUUAGUAGUAGAACGAAAUACUUCAAAUCUUCAGACAAAUUGCGGAGCAGUUGCCGGAGAAGUUGAUGAAAUACAUAAAAGAUUAGCUAAAGCCCUUAAAGAUAGAACCGAUUUCUUGAGAAAUGAAGUAGACAGAUAUUUAGCUACUGAGCUUAGAAACCUUACAAACUUGAAAGAUAAUUUAGAGUUAGAGUUAGGUAAUAUACAAAGCAACUGUGAUCUCGCCGACAAGUACAUGAACGACGAUGUAGAAUGGGACGAUACCGAGCUAGUAGAUACCAAAGAAAUUUUCCUUAAAACGGUUGAGUUCCUAAGAAACUUUGAUUAUGAAGCGGGUGACUAUAAUCGUAGAAUACGGUUUAUAAUGACACAUGAUCCUAAUCAACUAGUAAUGCAUGUGGCAAGUUAUGGUGAAUUGAAUAUCACCCAACCUAAUGCAUAUUCUGGAGGAAUGCAGCAGAAUCAAGGUUUAACAAGAUCUAAGAGUGACCACCGGUUAGCCACACAGUUCCGUCAACAGGAAGAAAAUAAAGGAUGGCAGGAAAACGAAGAGCCAAUAUUGGGUGGUCGUAAAUUUGGUGAACGUCGACCACCACCACCGGAAAAGCAUACGAGGGAUCCAUAUGGGACCACCGAUGACUACAGCGGUUAUGAGUCUGAACACAGACCGGCACGUUCCAGGUUCCGUUCACGAUUUGUUAAGAGUCAUUUAGAUAAUGAUUCUGACUCGGAACAAACUAGUCGUUCAGUAAAAGCUGAACAAAAAGAAAAAGAAAAGGAAAAAGUGGCCGAUACUGAAGAUGCUACUCGAGGACCUUUGAGUGGAAUAUUCAGACUAAGCGACUGCCCCCGAGUCAUGCAGAGAAUAUUAGAUGUUGACAGCGGUAAGAAAAAAGAAAAGAAAGAACCUCCUCCGCCCCCAAAACCUGUUCAGCCUACGCCUCAGCCUCGUCGUCCUCCACCUGCGCAAAGACAAGAAAGUGAGGAUGAAAUAUCACGUCUGAAAAGACAAAAUAAAGGAGCAGCUUCAUCCCAAGAACCCGAACGUGCACCAGCACGUCCCGUCGAAGAAACCGUAAAUCGUAAACCACCUACACCGGCUCGGGAGGCGUCCAGUGAUGGCGAUACCGACGAUGAAUCUGUUGGGUCUCUGCAGCGGAACCAACGUAAAACUGCUCCUGUGGUACCAAAACCAGCAGCGGCUCCUAGGAGACCUUCUGCUUCUGAGGUUCCAACAGCACACCGUGCUGCUGCUCGUGCGCCUAGCACGGAAUCAAGUGGAUCAACAGAAAGUUCCGGCUCGGCGGUAAAACACACAGGAAACGAGAGAACAACGCCGGCGGCUACGAACGGUACAACUGGUGGAGCGCAACGGGUCCAGAGCCGUUUUAUUGGCUCUCAACGACCAACGCCAGCGCCCGCACCCGCCGAGCCGGCGCACGAAGACUCCGAUACAAGUUCCGAAGAAGAAACCGAUUCGUCAGAGGAGAGCGAUGAGGAGCCUGUAACUCAAAGAAAGCCCGAGAGCCAGGCGAUGGCUCGCAGUGACAUUGGUCCCCUUCUUGCGCGUAGUACAAAUGCACGUAAUGACGCUAUUGAGAAUAAAACGAAAGAAACACCCACGCAGUCGCGUUAUCGCACGAGACAAGCAUCUCAGACUGAAGAAGAACCUGCACCUAGAUAUGGUUCAUCUUCUGGUGGAUCUUCGUACAGCAACCGUUACGGAAGCAAGCCAAGAGAGCCUGAACGAGAGCUAGAAACACAGUCUUCUAUAGACGAUGAAUCUAAGUAUCCUACAGCUAGAUCGAGGUACCUCGCCCUGAAAGAGCGUCGAAACCGUCUCGCUAGAAGUAAGAGCAGUCACACCGGCUUUGGUGUAGCAGACGACGACGAUCAGGACGAUGCGGUAUCACCGACGACAGCAUCUCCCACCGCGUAUCUUGCGGCUCGAUACGGCUCCGGCACUGGUGGCUCGGAGUUGUCUCGUAGCCGAUCUUCGCAUGCGCUAAAGUCUAGAGAAAGCUCACCUGAACGACCUUCUACAGGUGAAAAAGACGGAGCAGCACUCAGUUCCUGGGCUAGAUACUUAAAAAAUAAAUAUGGGUCUCGGGGCAAGGACCGUGAUCCUAGUAGUACAUCGUCGACCACGUCCCGUCGCUUGUCUCUCGGGCUACCUUUACGUUCGGCAAACGAGCUUGCCAGUUCUGAUGACGAUUCAAAAAACGCGGCAGGCUCCCCCAUCUCCCCUACGGCGGCUACAGCAGCGGUAGCAGGUUUCGCAGCAGCCGGUUCCUCCCCUAGGAGCCAGUAUAUGCAGAAACGCCGUUUACAAUUCAGCGUGGGGAGUCGGGGGAGCGAACCCGGAUGCUUUACAUGGCCUCGUGGUAUCGCUGUGGGCCCUGACAAUACAAUGGUCGUGGCUGAUUCUUCUAACCACAGAGUGCAGGUGUUCGACUCCAAUGGUAUAUUCGUGAAAGAAUUUGGACAGUACGGUAGCGGUGAGGGCGAAUUUGACUGCCUCGCUGGCGUGGCUGUCAACCGCAUUGGCCAAUACAUCAUAGCAGAUAGAUACAAUCAUCGUAUACAAGUAUUUGACCCUCAAGGCCGGUUCCUAAGGGCUUUCGGUAGCCAAGGUACUGGUGACGGCAAGUUCAACUACCCAUGGGGUAUUACAACGGACGCUCUCGGAUUUAUAUACGUCUGUGACAAGGAAAACCACAGAGUACAGGUAUUCCAAUCUGAUGGCACAUUCGUUGGUAAAUUUGGCUCCUUUGGGUCCAAGCUUGGUCAGCUUGAACAUCCUCAUUACAUCGCCGUCUCCAGCACGAACAGAGUCUUAGUCUCAGACUCCAACAAUCACAGGAUACAAGUAUUUGAUGUCAACGGAAGAGUUCUUUCAUCGUUCGGUGAAGAAGGAUCUGAGGAUGGACAGUUCAAGUUCCCGAGGGGUGUGGCUGUAGACGAUCAAGGCUACAUCGUGGUGGCUGACUCUGGCAAUAAUCGCAUCCAGAUAUUCCACCCUGAUGGAAACUUUUUGAGGGCUUUCGGAUCCUGGGGCUCUGGUGAUGGAGAGUUCAAAGAGUACAAGUAUUUUAAGAUGAAUCUUCAACAAGUUGUAAUACCGAUGUUUACGCAACAAUAUUUAAUUUAUGCUUAUAUUACAUGA
This is a messenger RNA of Arctia plantaginis, 3525 nucleotides long. NCBI's taxonomy places the organism in Eukaryota, Metazoa, Arthropoda, Insecta, Lepidoptera, Erebidae. The record is from the annotation of a GenBank genome assembly.